Molecule: messenger RNA, 3275 nt
Organism: Linum tenue
Lineage: Eukaryota; Viridiplantae; Streptophyta; Magnoliopsida; Malpighiales; Linaceae
Source: the annotation of a GenBank genome assembly
CCCUCGCCCGCGCUCCGCCGUCUUCCGUCUCUUCUUCCCCAGCUCGUUCAGCCGCUGCCGGAGUAGUACCUCUCUCAGUCCAAUCGCCUCCCCACUUCCCGACGUCCACGAAUCAUUACUCUCUGCCGGCAGCUGAACUCCCUCUCCUCCUCUCCAUCUCUGCAGCGUCCCCGCAUUCCUUCCCUAAUUCUCCCCUUUCCCCUAACUGGACCUCGUAUUUCUUCUGCAAUCGCUUCUCUUCAAGUAUACCGUUGUGGAAAUUACUGUUUGAGUUGUUGUUGGAAGGAAGGAUGGGGAUAUUCGAGCCUUACAGAGCGAUUGGGUACAUAACGAGUGAAGUUCCCUUCUCCGUUCAGCGGUUGGGUACUGAGAAUUUCGUCACAGUCAGCAUAGGGAAGGCUUUCCAGGUUUACAACUGCUCUAAGCUCACUUUGGUGCUCGUCAGCCCUCAGCUUCCUGGCAAGAUUCGUGCUCUCACCUCUUAUCGGGACCUCACUUUCGCGGCGUAUGGUAGCCACAUUGCUGUUUUCAACCGUGCUCAGCAGGUUACUACAUGGAGCAGACAUAGUGCCAAAAUUGGUCGAUUGUUGCUAUUUGGAGAACAUGUCCUAAGUGUUGAUAUCGAUGGGAAUUUGUUUAUAUGGGCUUUUAAGCCUAUUGAAGAGAAUCCUGAUCCAAUUGGACGCAUCAAGUUGGAUGAUGGUUUCACUCCCUCAUGUAUAAUGCACCCAGAAACUUAUCUGAAUAAGGUAGUGCUUGGGAGCCAGGAAGGUUCAAUGCAGCUGUGGAACAUCAGUACAAAGAAAAAGCUUUAUGACUUUAAGGGGUGGAAGUCAUCAAUUACCAGUUGUGUGUCAUCACCAGCACUCGAUGUGGUUGCUGUGGGUUGUAUUGAUGGGAAGAUUCAUGUACAUAAUAUUCGGUAUGAUGAAGAGUUGGUCACUUUUACUCAUUCUAGCCGAGGUGCAGUGACAGCCUUGUCAUUCAGUACAGAUGGACAGCCACUUUUGGCAUCUGGAGGUUCAUCCGGUGUUAUUAGCAUAUGGAAUCUUGAGAAAAGAAGGCUUCAGUCGGUAAUUGGAGAGGCUCAUGACAGUUCAAUUGUCUCUUUGCAUUUUUUUGCCAAUGAACCUGUGCUAAUGAGUGCCGCAGCAGAUAACUCCAUAAAGAUGUGGAUUUUUGACACAAGUGACGGGGAGCCUCGCCUGCUACGUUUUCGAAGUGGACACAGUGCUCCUCCACUUUGCAUAAGCUUCUAUGCAAAUGGGAGACACAUUCUCUCUGCUGGUCAGGAUCGUGCAUUUCGGCUCUUCUCUGUUAUCCAGGUUUGGUCCAUACAAAAAAAAUUCUUGUGUUAUGAACAGUUCAAAUGAUAUGUGCGAAGUUCCAUGCCUACUUGAGUAAUUAUUGUACUGAGUUUUGUACUAAUGCUUUGUGUCUCUGCUGUUCCACUGUUUUCUUACUUCUGAAUUCUGAUGCCGGCCUUUCCGCUGUCGCAACGACUAUAUCUUGCAUGUCAGUUUAUGGGUUUGGUACAGCUGUUUUUAGGAGUGUUUUCCUUAGAAAAUAAUGGUGAUGAACAAAAUUAAUUCUCCAAAUUAUGGUUAUCACUGUAUUAAGUCUACCUCUUGUCCCCCUUUCCUUUCUCGAAAAGAGAACUAGGGGAAGAACAAUAACUUCUAUGUCUUUUGUAUUGCAUAUGACGUAUACUUGAAUUCAGCAUUGCUUGUUGAGUGCUUGUGGAUUGAUGUACUCAAUUUACUUGUCAUACUGUAUCCAGGAUCAACAAAGCAGAGAGCUGUCACAGCAUCAUGUAUCAAAACGUGCCAAGAAACUCAAACUCAAGGAAGAGGAGCUGAAGCUGAAGCCUGUUAUUGCAUUCGAUUGUGCUGAAAUUAGGGAGCGUGAUUGGUGCAAUGUUGUUACCUGUCAUAUGGACACAUCGGAGGCAUAUAUAUGGAGGCUUCAGAAUUUUGUUCUUGGCAAGCAUAUCUUGAGACCAUCUCCGCAGAAUCCAACACCUGUAAAGGCCUGUGCCAUCAGCGCAUGCGGCAAUUUCGCAGUUCUGGGGACAUCAGGUGGUUGGAUAGAACGAUUCAACCUUCAAUCAGGACAUAGCCGAGGUAGUUACCUCGACACAUCAGAAAGAAAUGGUGCCCACAAAGGGGAAGUAGUAGGAGUUGCUUGUGAUUCAACAAACACCCUAAUGAUAAGUGCAGGGUAUCAUGGAGACAUAAAGGUUUGGGAUUUUAAAGGACGUGAAUUAAAAUCCCGAUUGGAAGUUGGCUGUUGUCUAGUUAAGGCUGUCUAUCAUCGAUACAAUGGUCUUCUGGCUACUGUUGCUGACGAUUGGAUCAUCCGAGUUUUUGAUGUCGUGGCAUUGAGAAUGGUUCGCAAAUUUCAAGGCCACACAGAUCGAAUUACAGACCUGUGUUUCAGUCAAGAUGGGAAAUGGCUUUUGUCUUCUAGUAUGGAUGGCACUCUACGAAUAUGGGAUGUCAUCUUAGCCAGACAGAUCGAUGCAGUACAUGUAGAUGUGGCUAUCACGGCUUUGUCUUUGUCUCCAAACAUGGAUAUUUUAGCCACUACUCAUGCUGAGCAAAAUGGUGUCUAUCUAUGGGUGAAUCAGUCGAUGUUUCUCUCGAAGCUCGUCCGUAGAUUCUUACGCGAGUGGAAAGGAUGUUGUGAAUGUGAAAUUGCCAUCUAUCUCUGCGACGGAAGAUUCUCAUGAGGAAGAUUCAUGAUGGGUCCUAAUGUCAACAACCAGUCAGUACCUUGCGAGGCAUCUGGUCUGUCAUCUAUCACUCAGGAACAAAUCCCGGGACUUGUAACACUGUCAUGUUGCCUAAGAGCCAAUGGCAGAGCCUGAUCAACCUAGACAUCAUAAAGUUUCAGCAUUCACCGACUACAUCAAAGGGCUAUCCCCAUCAAACCUGGACAUGGAGCUUAGGAUGCUUCAAAUAAUCGAUGACAACGACGAGGACAGCAACGAUGAUGAUCCAGAGGAUGUAGAAACGAAGCCAGAACUCAUCGCAAUACAAUGCCUCUUCGAUUAUUUCAUCCACGAAAUAUCCAGCCGCAACAACUUCGAGUUCAUCCAGGCUCUCAUAAGAUUAUUCCUCAAGAUUCACGGCGAAACGGUCAGACGGCAGCCGAGCCUACAAGAUCAGGCAAAGAAGCUGCUGGAGAUUCAGUCAGCAGCUUGGCAGAAGAUAGAUAAGCUGUUUCAGAACACCAGAUGCAUGGUCACUUUCCUUAGCAAUUCGCAGUUUUGA